Messenger RNA from Neomonachus schauinslandi (Hawaiian monk seal), 498 nucleotides. RefSeq names its product glycosylation-dependent cell adhesion molecule 1-like. Lineage: Eukaryota; Metazoa; Chordata; Mammalia; Carnivora; Phocidae. The record is from RefSeq and is a predicted model, not a curated record. The transcript is spliced from 4 exons. Bases 1 to 498 code for a protein of 165 amino acids.
AUGAAAUGCUUCGCCAUCCUGCUGCUGGUCAGCUUAGCUUCCACCUCUCUCGCCAUCCUUAAUGAGCAAGAAGAUGAAAUCCACUUGGAGCCUCCGCCCACACAUGCCUGUAAGUCUCAUGUUGGCCACCUUCAGAUCCUAGCUACUCAGCUGAUUCCUGAAAAGGACCAUGUCUCCAUUGAAAACUCUUCUGAGGAAACUCCCAUCUCCAGCGAAGAGCUGGGUUUUGAAGAGGAAGCUGUGAUCAAAUCUACCAGGAGACCAAAGAGUCAAAAGCUCGAGCUGCUUCACCCCAUCCCCCAGGAGGCCAGUUUCAGAAACACUACCCCUCAGUCAGAAGAAACUACGGAAUUCACUCCGAGGACUGCAACCACCCCAGAGGGAACACUGGCCGAGCUCGGCCAUAAAAUCGGGAAGAAUCUGGACAAAAUCAUGAAAGAGACCAUGAGCUAUCUGAAAAGCCUACUCCCUCAUGCCUAUGAAGUCACGAGGCCCUAG